AUGGACUCAUAUUAUUCAUACAAUAUUAAUGAAUAUUCUAAUUAUUCUUCUUCAACUCAUCAGUUUCCUUAUUACAAUCAAUAUAAUGAUCAGCACCAACAAAUCAGGGCUCGCCGGAAACAGCCGCCGCCUCCGCCAGCUUUCACCGCCGCCCUCCACUCCGUGCGCAAGUUUCCGGCGAAGAGCUUUAUUCCCAAGAAAUUACCAAUCGCGCCUAUUCCACGGACCCCGCCAAAGCUCUACAAGGUGGACCCCGCCGAUUUCAAGGAUGCCGUCCAGAAGCUAACCGGCCUGAAACCGGAGCUCCGGCGGCCCACGCGGCUGCAGGAGGUGGCCCCGCCACCACUAAGGCUAUCUCCGCCGGCAUUCUUCCAUCCGUCGGAGAAUUGGGAUAAUGCUAUUAUUGAUGUAGAUCAAGAAGAAGAAAAAGAAUCUCGAAAAUCAUUCGAGAAAACAUGUGGGGCCCUCAGUCCGCUAGGGUUUACCUUGUCGCCGGCGUCGCUUGCAUGGUGCUCUUCUAUACUUAUGAGUCCAGGAACACUUGCUUUCUGCUCCGAGCCAACUGCACUCCUUUAG
Messenger RNA from Erythranthe guttata (spotted monkey flower), 576 nucleotides. RefSeq lists its product as uncharacterized. The record is from RefSeq and is a predicted model, not a curated record. NCBI's taxonomy places the organism in Eukaryota, Viridiplantae, Streptophyta, Magnoliopsida, Lamiales, Phrymaceae.